AUGCUCUGGACCAACUUCCGUCCCUUCCUCUCCCUUCUCCUUCUCCUUCUCACCCCUUCCCUCUCCCUCGCCGCCGCCCCUACCUCCCCCCCGGUCAGCUACACCAACACCCUCAUCGAGCAGCGCGCCGACCCUCACAUCUCCAAGCACACCGAUGGGUACUACUACUUCACCGCCACCGUGCCCGCCUACGACAGCAUCAUCAUCCGUCGCUCCCCGACCAUCCAAGGCCUCUCCUCCGCGCCCGAAACCACCAUCUGGCGCCGCAAGUCUUCCGGCAUCGGCUCCAACCAAGUCUGGGCUCCCGAGCUGCACUACAUCGACGGAAAAUGGUACAUCUACGUCGCCCUCGGCGUCGCCAACGAAUGGCACAUCCGCGCCUUUGUCCUCGAAGGUAUCGGCGCCAAUCCACAAACAGCAACAUGGACUGAAAAGGGACUGGUGAAUACCGAUUGGGAUACUUUCUCCCUAGACGCACAUCAGUUCCAAGUGAACGGGACUAGAUACCUGGUCUGGGCGCAGCAGGAGCCGUCGAGGACUGAUGAGAAUAGCAGCUUGCUGCUGGCGAAGUUGAUCAACCCCUGGACGAUCCAGCGGCCGGCGACAGUUAUUUCCCGACCACUGCUGGCGUGGGAACGGAUCGGGUAUAAAGUCAACGAAGGCCCGGCUACGCUGCAAAAGAAUGGCAAGAUCUUUUUGACGUAUUCGGCGAGCGCGACGGAUAGUAAUUACUGCAUGGGUCUUUUGACGGCGUCGCUGAACGCGGACUUGCUGAACGCAGCAAGUUGGUCCAAGGCCCAGACUCCCAUUUUUACGAGUAACGCCAAUACCAAGCAAUACGGCCCGGGGCAUAACAGCUUUACUGUCUCCGAGGACGGACAGUCGGAUGUUCUGGUUUUCCAUGACCGGGGGUAUCCGAAUAUUACGGGCGAUCCGUUGAAUGAUCCUAAUCGACGGACGAGGGUGCAGAAGAUUUACUGGAAGGCGGAUGGGACGCCGGAUUUGGGGAUUCCUGUGCCUGAUGGCCCUACGCCCGUUCGGUUGCGCUCGUCGGCUUUGUCUUCGGCUUCGGGACAUGAGGGAUAUAUCAGGUAUUACACCGGUACUUCACCCUCUGGGACAGCUACGCUUGCGGAUCAAUUGUUCAGAAUCGUCACACCCGGCCUUGCAGGAGGAAAUACCGUUAGUCUGGAGUCGGCUAGUAGGCCGGGGGUGUAUCUGAGGAGAUCAGGGACGCAGGUUAGGUUUGAUGUUGGUAGCAGCUCGAGUUCGGCUACCUUCAAGAGCGAGGCAAGUUGGGCCAGGAAGGAGGGGUUGGUGGACGGAAAGGGAGUGUCGUUUGAGGCUGUGGGGGUGACGGGGCAGUAUUUGACGCUGACGGGGACGAGUGGGGGGUUGCUGGUGGCUGGUGUUGGUGGGGAUCAGGGGCAGAGGGGGCAGGCUACUUUUUAUCUGGAGUAG
Messenger RNA from Sordaria macrospora k-hell, 1461 nucleotides. RefSeq lists its product as uncharacterized. Gene Ontology annotation, molecular function: alpha-L-arabinofuranosidase activity. NCBI's taxonomy places the organism in Eukaryota, Fungi, Ascomycota, Sordariomycetes, Sordariales, Sordariaceae. Gene Ontology annotation, biological process: L-arabinose metabolic process. The record is from RefSeq and is a predicted model, not a curated record.